GCCACCUUCGCCUGAGGUUUUACCACCUUCCACCCCAGCAGUGAUACCAUUCAUGCAGCCUAGUGCUCCACCUGAACAUGUAACUACGAAACACGGACCAGUAAUAAUAUCUCCAUCUAUACAAGAUCAUGAUCCUUCUCCAUCCUAUAUGAGCCCUCCACUAUCACAUGCUGGAAUGGGAGUGCCUGAGGCUGGGGUUCAUGAAAAAGCAACCAAUAGUAAUUCUCCAGUUCCAGUACCACAUACACAAGGACCUGCUGUUUCUCCAACAUCAAUUACUUUUCCUACCAUCCAUGGGCAUGGAUACAGCAUGCCAGUUGCUACACCCCAAAGGAAUCAACUAGGCAUUUAUCCCCUCUAACUUAUUCACAUACAAAAGUGCCUGCUGUUUCUCCAACAUCAAUCACUUCUCCUGCUAAUCAUGGAAAUAGGUAUCGCAUGCCGGUUGCUGUACCUCCAACAGAUUCAUCCAGCAAUUUAUACCCUGUAAACUAUUCACAUCCAAAAGGGCCUGCCAUUUCUCCGACUUCAAUCACUUCUCCGGCCAACCAUGAGAACAGGCAUGGCAUGCCAGUUGCUGCAACUCCAACAGAAUCAUCCAGCCAUUUAUCUCCCGUAAAUUAUUCACAUCCAAAAGGGCCUACUAUUUCUCCAACAUCAAUCACUUCUCGUGCAGGGCCUACUAUUUCUCCAACAUCAAUCACUUCUCCAGCCAACCGUGGGAAUAGGUAUGACAGGCCAGUUGCUGCACCGUCAACAGAAUCAUCCAGCCAUUUGUCCCCUGUAAAUCAUUCACUCCCCAAAGUGUCUACUAUUUCUCCUACAUCAAUUACUUCUCCUGGAACCCCUCAGAAUGGGCAUGGCAUGCCGGUUGCUGCACCUCCAAAGGAAUUUUCUAGACAUUUGUCCCCUGUAAACUAUUCACAUCCAAAAAGGCCUGCUGUUUCUCCAGCACCCACCACACCUCCUGCUAACUAUGGGAGAUAUGGCAUGCCAGUUCCUGUACCGCCAAAAGAUAUAUCCAGCCCUUUAUCCCCCCAAAAUUAUUCGCACAAAAAUGGCUCUUUUCCUGUUAUAAGCCCUGCUCCACAUGAGGCUGGUAGACCCUCAUAUUCAAUAGAUUCUCCUUUCGCUUCACAUCCCCAACCUCCAGUGCAAAGAAUAUUUCACAGCACUGCACCAGCACCUGUAGUUUCAUUUCGCCAGCUGACAACUAGGCAAAGAACCGGAAGCCCUGCAUCUGCUCCUUCUCCACAAUCCCGUAAUCCAGCUUCUUCAAAUCCUCCAGCAGUACUCCCAAAGCAUAAUAGAGAGCAUCAUGCUCCACUACCCUAUAUCCAAGGGCCUGUCCAAUCUCCUGUACUUUCUCCUUUGGCAUCUACCUCAGGAAAGCCACGGGCACCACAACUUCAACCUUUCCAUUCAUUACCACCUCCACCGCCUAGACAUUCAUCCCCUAAAAACCAUGCACAUCCAAAAAAGCCUGCUGUUUCUCCAGCACCCGCGACACCUCCUGCCAACUAUGGGAGAUAUGGCAUGCCAGUUCCUGCACCACCAAAAGAUAUAUCCAGUCCUUUAAUCCCCAAAAAUUAUUCGCACACAAAAGGCUCUUUUCCUGUUAUAAGCCCUGCUCCACAUGAGGCUGGUAGACCCUCAUAUUCAGUACAUUCUCCUUUCGCUUCACAUCCCCAACCUCCAAUACAAAGAAUAUUUCGCAGCCCUGCACCAGCACCUGUAGUUUCAUUUCGCCAGCCGAUAGGUAGGCAAAGAACCGGAAGCCCUUCAUCUGCUCCUCCACAAUCCCGUAAUCCAGCUUCUUCAAAUCCUCCAGCAGUACUCCCAAAGCAUAAUCGAGAGCAUCAUGCUCCACUACCCUAUAUUCAAGGGCCUGUUCAAUCUCCUGUACUUUCUCCUUCGACAUCUGCCUCAGGAAAGCCACGAGCACCACAGCUUCAACCUUUCCAUUCAUUACCACCUCCACCGCCUAGACAUUCAUCCCCUAUAAAGCAUGCACAUCCAAAAAUUUCUCCAGCACCCGCCACACCUCCUGCCAACUAUGGGAGAUAUAGCAUGCCAGUUCCUGCACCACCAAAAGAUAUAUCCAGUCCUUUAUCCCCCAAAAAUUAUUCGCACACAAAAGGCUCUUUUCCUGUUAUAAGCCCUGCUCCACAUGAGUCUGGUAGACCCUCAUAUCCAGUACAUUCUCCUUUCGCUUCACAUCCCCAACCUCCAGUACAAAGAAUAUUUCACAGCCCUGCACCAGCACCUGUAGUUUCAUUUCACCAGCCAACGGCUAGGCAAAGAACUGGAAGCCCUGCAUCUGCUCCUUCUCCACAAUCCCGUAAUCCAGCUCCUUCACAUUCUCCAACAGUACUCCCAAAGCAUAGUCGAGAGCAUCAUGCUCCACCACCUUAUCUUCAAGGCCCUUCAGUUUCCCAAGUUCCUUUUCAUUCAGCAGGGCCUAUUCAAUCUCCUGUACUUUCUCCUUCUGCGUCUGCCUCUGGAAAGCCAAGGGCAUCACAACUUCAACCUUUCCAUUCAUUACCACCUCCACCACCUAAUCAAGACUGUACAACCCCGUUAUCUUGCCCAGAGCCUUUUACAAGUAGCCCUCCAGGAUCAUCAUGUGCUUGUGUGAUGCCGAUAAGAGUUGGACUUCGUCUAAGCAUUGCACUAUUCACAUUCUUCCCUUUAGUCUCUGAGCUUGCCCAAGAAAUUGCAUCUGGGGUUUUCAUGAAACAAAGUCAGGUCCGCAUCAUGGGAGCAAAUGCUACGACUGAGGAAUAUGACAAAACUAUUGUGCUCAUUGACCUGGUGCCUCUCGGAGGCAAAUUCGAUAGCACUACAGCAUUUUCAGUCUAUGAGAAGUUCUGGGACAAGCAGGUUUUCAUAAACCCCUCAUUUUUUGGGGAUUAUGAUGUAUUAUAUGUUAUCUAUCCAGGGCUUCCUCCAUCACCACCUAUGGCACCUGGAAGUGAUAAUGGGGCUUAUGGUAAUGACAAUAAUAGGACGAUACAUCCUCUUGCAGCUGAUGUCAGAAAGCAAAAGCAAAAACAAAAUGGCACUGUGAUAGCUAUCAUAGUUCUUUCAGCUGUUAUAGCAUUGGUAUUAUGUGCUGGAGCGGCAUGGGUUUUCUUGUUGAAACAUAGAGAACUUUCUCAUUUGCCAAUAAUAACCCCACAGAUGUCACUACCUCCAUUUUCAAAGGCAUCAGUUGCAGGGGGUGUACCUACAAGACCUGGAAGUAGGCCCGGUUCUGCCUCAGCAUCCUUCAACUCUAGCAUUGCAACAUGUGCAGGAUCAGCAAAAACAUUCAGCCUAGCUGAGAUGGAAAGAGCUACAAGCAAAUUUAAUGAUUCAAGAAUUAUUGGUGAAGGUGGUUUCGGACGCGUGUAUGAAGGUACUCUUGAAGAUACAAGAAGAGUGGCCAUCAAGGUGCUCAAGAGAGAUGAUCAGCAGGGUAGCCGAGAAUUCUUGGCCGAGGUUGAGAUGCUGAGCCGCUUGCAUCACAGAAACUUGGUAAAGUUGAUUGGUAUAUGCACAGAGGAGCAUAUCCGCUGUCUGGUCUAUGAACUUGUUCCAAAUGGUAGCGUGGAAUCUCAUCUUUAUGGAGCAGACAAGCAAAGUGCUCCACUUGAUUGGAAUGCCAGGCUGAAGAUUGCGCUUGGUGCUGCUCGAGGUCUAGCAUAUCUGCAUGAAGAUUCAAGCCCUCGUGUCAUACAUCGUGAUUUCAAAGCCAGCAACAUCUUGUUGGAAGACGACCUCACUCCCAAAGUGUCUGAUUUUGGCCUGGCCAGAACAGCUCUAGAUGAGGGAAAUGGGCACAUUUCAACACGCGUCAUGGGAACUUUCGGUUAUGUAGCUCCAGAAUAUGCAAUGACGGGGCAUCUCCUUGUCAAGAGCGAUGUUUACAGCUAUGGUGUUGUCCUCCUCGAGCUCCUAACAGGAAGGAAGCCAGUGGACAUGCUGCGACCUCCAGGGCAAGAAAAUUUAGUGACAUGGGCUCGUCCACUUCUUACUAGUAAGGAUGGAUUGGAGACUAUCGUAGAUCCAUCUCUUGGCACCAUUCCAUUUGAUAGAGUCGCAAAGGUAGCAGCCAUUGCUUCAAUGUGCGUUCAGCCUGAAGUAGAUCAGCGUCCAUUUAUGGGCGAGGUAGUUCAAGCCUUAAAAUUGGUCUGCAAUGAGGGCAAUGAAUAUAGAGGAUCAGGAAGCUUCAGCCAGGAGGAGAUAUCUACACAGGAUACAGAAGAAAGGAUCAGUACAGUGUUGGAUCUGGAGCUGGAGAGGGUGAUAUCAGCAUCCGAUAUAUUCAGUACUUCAGCGAGGUUUACAAGGGAUGUUUCUGGAUCUUUCCGGAGGUAUUCAAGGUCGGGCCCUCUUAGAACAAGUAGAAGCUGGCAAUCUUGGCAUAGAGCGAGAGGCUUGUCAUCAGGAAGUGCAAGCGAGCGUAGGAAAGUUGGCACAGGUUUGGAGAAUGGUGAUUAGUGGCUGCAGGAAUACUUGGUCCCCUUUCAUCUGCUGAAGAGAUCCGUUGUCAAUCAACAUAAUCAGCAUGGCAGCUCACCAUGCUGUAAGGCAAGUGAGGUUCAAGGAGUCCAAGAAGGUUCAGAAGGCUCUUAUACAGCAAAAGUGAAGCAGGAAUCCCUAAGAAAUUGAAAAAGUUCUUAGUGGGGAUGGAAGAUUGGGAUAUUUUGCAGCUCAUCCUCUUGAAAUAAAACAUGAUUGAAGCAAGAAGGGUUGUUCUUUUGGGCAUAAAUGAAAUUCUGACUAAUGAAGUUGCUAUUCUCAAAGAAGCUUCAUUGGUUAUUCCAAUGAUUGUCCAAUGCCUAUGACAUUAUUUUUGCAGUUUUGCUUCUCCUGAUAGGAGUUCUGAAUUUUUGGUUAACGAGAAUCCUUCCAUAGUUGGAAUUGAAAUGAAACCGCUACUCCAAUCAAAGAACUGUUUUUGACUCUUCUGUAAGUUUAGCUCUCUUCAGAUUAAUCCAUUCAAUUGUCAUUAUUGCCAUGUGUAAUUUCUUAUUCUUGCUAUACAAUCCUUGUAACCUUGGAUUUCUGCUCGAUAAUGCUGUUCAGAUUUCCAAUAAUCUUAAUGCCAUGCUCUCUGCUGCUGCUCCUGUGAA
Molecule: messenger RNA, 5120 nt
Organism: Phoenix dactylifera (date palm)
Lineage: Eukaryota; Viridiplantae; Streptophyta; Magnoliopsida; Arecales; Arecaceae
Biological process (GO): protein phosphorylation
Molecular function (GO): protein kinase activity; ATP binding
Source: RefSeq, a predicted model, not a curated record